Seriola aureovittata is the source of this 2847-nucleotide messenger RNA. RefSeq names its product ubiquitin conjugating enzyme E2 Wb (gene ube2wb). The transcript has 6 exons. The coding region runs from base 92 to 547 and encodes 151 amino acids. The record is from RefSeq and is a predicted model, not a curated record. NCBI's taxonomy places the organism in Eukaryota, Metazoa, Chordata, Actinopteri, Carangiformes, Carangidae.
UUUUCGUCUGUCAAAAAAACAACUUCUCCUCUCACGUGACUCCCUGACGUACAGUCCUCCACUCUGCGCUGAUGCAGGGGGGGGUUCCAUCAUGGCGUCGAUGCAGAAAAGGCUACAAAAGGAAUUAUUAGCCCUGCAAAAUGAUCCACCCCCUGGAAUGACGCUCAACGAAAAAAGUGUACAGAACACCAUUACACAGUGGAUUGUAGACAUGGAAGGAGCACCUGGCACACUGUAUGAAGGAGAGAAAUUUCAGCUGCUUUUCAAAUUUAGUAGUCGUUAUCCUUUUGAUUCACCUCAGGUAAUGUUCACGGGAGAGAAUAUACCUGUCCACCCUCAUGUGUAUAGCAACGGUCACAUCUGUCUGUCUAUUCUAACGGAAGAUUGGUCGCCAGCCCUCUCAGUGCAGUCAGUUUGUCUUAGCAUUAUCAGCAUGUUGUCCAGCUGCAAAGAAAAGCGACGACCGCCUGAUAAUUCCUUUUAUGUAAGAACGUGUAACAAAAAUCCAAAGAAGACAAAAUGGUGGUAUCAUGAUGAUACAUGCUAAUGUACAAACUUUGUAAUAAUCGUAGAAGAAAGAAGUCCUACUGACCUACAUAAAGCACUUUUUAAUCAUUCAGUCUUUGAACUCUGACCUUUGACUGGAACAAUGGACACCAUGCGCUGGAGGCUCUUGACUGCAUUUCCCCCCCGUGGGCAGAUGGAUGCAUGUUUUAGUCGGCUGUAAUAUAGAGAAUGAAAAUAAGUGAACGUUUAGAUGCCCCCCGAGAAGGAUCGUUUCUGGCAAAAAGGUAGUAAUGCAGCGAGCAAGCAAGGUGGAUUUGUAGUGAGAUAAUUAUAAUUCCUGUUUUAAGAUAUUAUUGUUACUUUUUUGUUUGUGUAUGGGUGCAUUUUAAGGUCCUUGUGUUGUGCAAUAAUAACUGAUGGAUGCAUGCUUGGGCCUACAAAGAGAAAUCCAAAUCUAAUUGUUUUCUGGAAGGGAUUGGACCAUCAUAACCCCAAGAAAAUGCUUCAUCUGUUUGUUUUUUUUAUUAUUAUUAUUAUUAUAUGCACUGUGAAAGUAUCUAGUUUAAAAAGGCACUAUGAGUACAUUAUUCCCAACUUGCAGUUAUACUGUAAGCAGUCCUCCACUUAUUUAUCAGGUUUUAGUUUGUAACCACUUCAUCAAGCUUACACACAAUUUUCUUCUUCAUCUUCCAACUCGAGACCUGGUUGCAGUUCUUCCUGCUGUUGGACAGAAUGUCGGUACAGGAAUACAACAGAUGCGACUAUAGAUUAAUCAGCUGAUGACCUCAGUGUGCAUCUCCUCGUAAAGUUGGGCUGAACCCAUGUAGUGUUCACUAGUCCAGCCUUGAAGAUGUGCAGCGGCCUCUCUUCCAUUUAAAGAAUGUCUGUAAGAGAACAUUGUCGCAUGCUCCGUUUUUAUUUGUAAGAUACUUUUUUUUUUCUUUUUUUUUUCUUUUUUUUUUUAAAUCUCAUGCUUUAAUCUUCUAAAAUGUUUGAUUUUAAAUGUCGCGUUCUUUUUUGUACUGUUUUUCAACUAGCUGAUACUUUGAAAAGGGGGGUUGUUUUGAUGGGUCAGUAUGUUUUUGAUUGAAUUUUCUUUUUCUUUUUUUUUUCUUUUUGUAUUUGUUAUUUAAUUUAAAUCUUCGUUUCAUCUCCAGAAAGGUAGUGAACGACGAAAAGGAGAGUCUUUCUAGAAGUUGUAAGGACAAGGCUUUUGUGAUUCCCCCUGGUCAGAGUUUUGGCUCAGGUACUUUUUUCAAUAAAGAGAUCACCUCUAAAAAGAUACCUAUCAGAUAUUUUGAAUUUAACUAUAUUUUCACCAAAAGAGACUGUUAUGUUGUAAACUUAUAACAUGUCUGAAACUAUUGUAUAUAAGUCUUUAAAUUGCUGGAUGAUGUGAAAGAAAUUAGCAGAGGAUGCAUUUACUUUAUAGCAGAAUGAUGAUAGGAGUGCUUUAUUUCAUUGGACGUUAGUCUGCAUCUUUUGCUAAUUAGGAUGUGUACAGUCAACAACAAACACUACUGUUGGUUAAAAAAAAAAAAAAAAAAAGUUUAGUAGUUUUACAGUGGGGAUGCAUGCAAUUUUAAACCCUACUUUUUCUUAUUGGCAUCAGAUAUUGUGGCAACUUUUAGUCUUUCCAUAACUUAAGUAAUGGUUUAUGGGCUGGAUAUUACAAACCUCACCUCCAGAGGAUCUCUCUGUCAUUUCAGACUGUAAUCACUCCAUUCCUAAAGAAAUGUUUAUCGCCAUCCAGUCAGAGAUACUUGAAUUUUCCUUCUUGGGUUGUUUGUAUUGCAUUUGCUUUUUCCAGGGUCUAGCUGAGUUUCUUGAAUGAACUUGAGUGAAUGUGAUGAUACUCUAAACUGUAGAGGAGAUUACCACAGCACACUGCUAUCUCAAAACUAUAUUGAUAACUUAAAGUCAUCUAUUUAACCAAUGGUUUUUUAAAUAAUUAUUAGCUUCAUUGUAAUGGUCUUGUCUGCUGUCACUGUGCUGUGAAGAAAAAGCCGGCGGGACUGAACUGAUUGUGUAAAUGCAGUCACAACAGCAUUUGUGCGGGGACAAAAAAAGCCUUCACCCAGUUGGCAGUAGAUCAGUAGAGAUUUGAAAAACUUGCGAGUGAAUAUGUUACAAGGGUUUGGAUGGUUUUUCUUUUUUUGUUUUGUUUUCUUUCCUUUUCAAUGUGGUUUGAACUCUUAGCUUGCAGGUUGUUGUGAGUGAUCAACACUAAUGAGGGUGUGUUUAUUUAUAUUUGAAAAUUUGUUCUGGGAUGUGCAAGCUCCAUAUAAUAGGUGCCUGUUCAUUUUCAUAAUCAAUAAUAAAAGCAAAGAUUCACUUUUA